AACAGAGCACAACUUUAUAUCGCACUUUUCGAACCUCAACAGCUUUAAUACAACAGUGUUUGUCUAUCAUUGCACAGAUGGCAUUUACCCUGCGCGUGUUGUUCCUCCUUUGUGGAAUCAGUGGACUGUUUACCGGCGUUUUGUCGAACGAUAGCAAAAAGAAAGAUAGCUGCUGCCCUGAGGGUUGGACUCGAUUGGACGAUCACUGUUACGUCGUCAAAGAUGAUCCCAGGACUUUUGCAGAUGCGGAGGAAGUCUGCCAACUUCUUCAUGGCAAUCUGGCCUCAGUCACCAGCGCUGUGAAAAAUGCGGUUGUCUACCAACUGGUUUUGGAAGAAAAUUUGUCGUCAGCUUGGAUUGGAUACCAUGAUGCCCUCCAGAACUCCGAUUUUCUUUGGACCGACGGCAGCGAUCCUGAUGCCUUUGUUAACUUUGCUGGAGGUUCGCCUACCGACAGCGGUGACUGUGUGAUUAUCACUACAGACGGUGAGUGGUCUGAUGUCGACUGCGAAACAACGGAGGCAUAUGCGUGCAUCACAGACGUUUGCUGCCACUAAUCAACAUGUCCCUGACUCUGACUUUAGUUGUGUCAUUUUACAUCUCUGGGUUGACAAUGAAAUCUUCUUUUCUUCUUCUAUAUGACAUGGCAGUCAGUCAAACACAUUUGGAACUUCAUCUCAAGUGAAAUAAAAAUACAUUGUUAGCAUUCAAA
Molecule: messenger RNA, 712 nt
Organism: Nerophis lumbriciformis (worm pipefish)
Lineage: Eukaryota; Metazoa; Chordata; Actinopteri; Syngnathiformes; Syngnathidae
Product: snaclec alboaggregin-A subunit beta'-like
Source: RefSeq, a predicted model, not a curated record